GUAAAAGAGGACGUCGUCGUUUGGGAAUUAAACGGAAAAGUUGUAAAGCAGGCAAGCCGAAAACCCCAAAAGGCAGGGAAGUGGAAAGCGAUGGCGGCGGUAGGGCGUGGGAAGACGCGGCUGAGCAACGGGGAGCGGUCGGCGUACUUCGCAAGGAGAGAGGCAGCGAAGGUAUUAGGAAGUGUCCUCCAAGGCGAUGCUCGUCGCCAAGCAGUGGGCUCCAUAAAAUCUCUGAUAUAUAGGCCUUGUAUCAGAAACAAGAAGGCCACCUUCGCUCUCGUCUGCCAAACACUCAAGCAUCUUCCUAUUAUUAAGGAUGUUUUGGAUGCUGCUACCAUUCUCAAUGCCAAAUGGAAGAGGCAACAGGACUUAAUUUACAUUAUCACAUAUGACAUUCUUUUUGGCCAGGCCGUUUCAUUAGUUGGGGAUGCCGAGAAAUUUCUGAUGCACCAGAAAGAUGCUUUACAAACAGCUCUAGCACGCCUGUUAGUUAAGAAAAAAGUGAAGACCCCUCAAGAUUUGGUGGAUCUUUAUCGAAUUCCUGAAAUUUCAAAGCCUCGUUAUGUUCGUGUCAAUACUCUGAAAAUGGAUGUUGAUUCAGCCUUACUUGAAUUAGGGCAACAAAACAUGGUUAAAAAGGAUAACAUGGUUCCUGACUUGUUGAUACUCCCACCAAAUACUGACUUGCAUAAUCAUCCUCUGGUCACGAAUGGAAGUGUCUUUAUGCAAGGGAAGGCAAGUUCUAUGGUGGCAGCAGCUCUUGAUCCUAAACCAGGAUGGGAGGUUCUUGAUGCAUGCUCAGCCCCUGGAAACAAAACUGUCCACCUUGCCGCUCUUAUGAGAGGAAAGGGGAAGAUUAUAGCAUGUGAGCUGAAUAAGGAAAGGGUUAUACGUCUAAAAGAGACCAUUAAACUCUCUGGUGCCUCUAAUAUAGAAGUUCUGCAUGGAGAUUUCUUAAACUGCAAUCCAAAUGAUCCGUCCUUUUCCAAGGUUCGUGCGAUUCUUUUGGAUCCUUCAUGCUCUGGUUCUGGGACAGCCUCUGUGAGAUUGGACCAUCUGCUCCCAUCUAAUGCUGCAGGUCAUGCAGCUGAUGUUACUGAUACUGAAAGAUUGAACAAGCUUGCGGCUUUCCAGAGAAAAGUGCUCAUGCAUGCAUUAUCUUUUCCUGCAGUUGAGAGAGUGGUUUACAGCACAUGUUCCAUACACCAAAUUGAAAAUGAAGAUGUCGUAAAAUCUGUUCUUCCUCUUGCUGCAUCAUAUGGUUUUCAACUGGCAACUCCCUUCCCCCAAUGGCAGCGCCGUGGUCUCCCAGUUUUUGAAGGCUUUCAACAUCUUCUGCGAACCGAUCCUGUUGAGGAUGGAGAAGGCUUUUUCAUUGCCUUAUUUACAAAGAGAGACGACAAAAAUCACUCCGAAAAGCAAGCAACCUGCAGAAAUAAUUCCAAAUCUCUUGCCAGAGAUGGCUGUAGAUUUAGAAGUGGGAAGAAAAGAAUUGUAAUAAACUUUGCCCAUACUAAAUUGUUUCUGAUGUGGUUGCAUGCAAAACAGAGUAGGCGAAAAAGGGACAACUUCAAUACUGGUGGCUCGUAUAGACCAAUGACUACUGAUUGCUUUUGAAUUUUGAAAAUUAUCCAAGUUUUUGGUUUAAUUAUCUUUUCUAAAGAUGAGGUAUAGUCGCAGACAACUAGUAUGAAUUUCUAUCCCAGCGAAUUUUUUGAUACACACAGCCCCGCUUCCUGAAUUUGUAGUACUCAUUUUGCUACUGCAAAUCUGCUGUGAUUGUGCUCAGCAAGAAUAUUAGCUCAAAUAUGUUGCUCUGGCACCUAAUGGAUUAAGAUUUUAUGUUGCUCUUA
This is a messenger RNA of Quercus robur (English oak), 1853 nucleotides long. RefSeq names its product 25S rRNA (cytosine-C(5))-methyltransferase NSUN5. The transcript is spliced from 13 exons. Bases 91 to 1617 code for a protein of 508 amino acids. Gene Ontology annotation, cellular component: nucleolus. The record is from RefSeq and is a predicted model, not a curated record. NCBI's taxonomy places the organism in Eukaryota, Viridiplantae, Streptophyta, Magnoliopsida, Fagales, Fagaceae. Gene Ontology annotation, biological process: rRNA base methylation. Gene Ontology annotation, molecular function: methyltransferase activity.